Molecule: messenger RNA, 3082 nt
Organism: Cyclopterus lumpus (lumpfish)
Lineage: Eukaryota; Metazoa; Chordata; Actinopteri; Perciformes; Cyclopteridae
Gene: tmem184c
Product: transmembrane protein 184C
Exons: 10
Coding region: 490-1845 (451 amino acids)
Biological process (GO): transport
Molecular function (GO): transporter activity
Source: RefSeq, a predicted model, not a curated record
AGAUUGUAGGCGGGACCACAUCUGAUGCAAAAAAACAGGAAGUACACACAGCAAUGCACAGCAAUUACUUUUUAGGGAAACUUUUACCAGCGUAAACCAUCUAAAAUAUACUUUAAAGUGUUAUUUACAGCAGCAGCAUCAAUGACAGCAGAGUUUCGCUUCAUUGCGGUCGUCAUUGGUCACGGUUUAGACGGGAUUAUCUGCUCCAUUUGUUUACAUGGGGGGGGAGGGAAACAACUAGCUGACGUUAGCAGCCUAGCUCAGUAAAUUCGAGUCACAUGAGCUGGUAAUUUUCCGGCAACUUUUGUCCUCAGGAAUGCGACUUCACGUUCGUGAUAGAGCGAAGGUGGCUGUGCACUAGAGAAGGGUCGUCUUCGGGUCUCGGCGAGGCGCUGAAAGCGUCACAAUGCGCAGCUAACGGUCAAAGGGUCUCGAGCGUCAGUUGGUUGGUUUGUUUGGUCACGAGCCCCCCGGCCACUUCAUGUCAAGAUGCCUUGCUCCUGCGGCAACUGGAGGAGAUGGAUCCGGCCGCUGGUCGUCGUGCUGUACAUUUCGUUGCUGUUAGUCGUCUUGCCCCUGUGCAUCUGGGAACUGCAGAAGACGGGGGUCGGCAUUCAUAAUAAAGCAUGGUUCAUCGCUGGGAUAUUUGUCUUCAUGACUGUGCCCAUAUCAUUAUGGGGCAUCCUGCAGCAUCUGGUUCACUACACUCAGCCAGAGCUUCAGAAACCCAUCAUCAGGAUAUUAUGGAUGGUCCCAAUCUACAGCUUGGACAGUUGGAUUGCAUUAAAAUACCCGAAGAUAGCAAUUUAUGUGGACACAUGCAGAGAGUGCUACGAGGCCUAUGUCAUCUACAACUUCAUGACCUUCUUGCUGAACUACCUGGAAAACCAGUACCCCAGCCUGGUGUCGAUGCUGGAGUCCCAGGAGCAGCAGAGACACCUGCCCCCUCUUUGCUGCUGCCCGCCCUGGCCAAUGGGAGAGGUUUUACUGUUGCGAUGCAAAUUGGGAGUCCUGCAGUACACCGUUGUAAGACCCGUGACGACAGUGAUAGCUUUGAUCUGUCAGCUUUGUGGCGUGUAUGAUGAAGGCAAUUUCAGUUCCACAAAUGCGUGGACGUACCUGGUCAUCUUCAACAAUAUGUCACAACUGUUUGCCAUGUACUGCCUGGUGCUGUUCUACAGAGCUCUGAGAGAAGAACUGGGUCCCAUCAAGCCAGUGGGCAAAUUCCUGUGUGUCAAAAUGGUGGUGUUCGUCUCCUUCUGGCAAGCUGUGUUCAUCGCUUUGCUGGUGAAAGUGGGCAUUAUCUCAGAGAAGCGUACAUGGGACUGGAACAGUGUGGAGGCUGUAGCCACCGGUUUACAGGAUUUCAUCAUCUGCGUGGAGAUGUUCCUGGCAGCCAUCGCCCAUCACUUCAGCUUCACCUACAAGCCUUACAUCCAGGAGGCGGAGGAGGGUUCUUGCUUCGACUCCUUCAUGGCGAUGUGGGACGUCUCUGAUGUCAGAGCAGACAUCUCUGAACAAGUCCGCAAUGUCGGCAGAACCGUUAUGGGUCGGCCGAGGAAGUCCUACUUCGGCGAGGCUCAGGAAGACUGUGAGCGAUCUGGCCUGCUCUCUUCGGGCUCCCAAGACGCCAUCACAGAGGCGGCGUCCAACCCCGUAUCACCCAAAGGUCAAUACCAGGGCCUGGGCAGAACCCUCACACCGCACUCUGUGUCAGCGCCGGCCGGGCUCAGCUCGGCCCCGUGGGAUGAAGGACACAAGGCCGGACCUGAAGAGCCCCUGGAAGAGGAAAGGACCAAUCAAACCAAAGAACCAACAGAAGCGGAUCUCAUCGUGGUCGCCUAGCAACGCUACCGUCUACACCAACGACAGACUCUGCCCGUUAUCGUUGUGCGGGACCCAGUUACGGCCUUGCCAAGAUUAAAUUAACCAGGUGGACCUCUCUGCCAGUGACAGCUCCAAGAAUUUUCAAUGAAGUUAUGGCCCUAAAUGACUCGUUAUGGGCCUUUUAUGCCAUUUUUCGUUGCACGAGGGAGCUGUAUGGCUCAGUAGGCUUAUGAAGAAUGGUUAUUAAUUCAUUGGAGUUGGGAAAGACGUUCCAUCAGUUUCCCAAACAGCACACUAAUUGUUUCUUGAGACGAGACGCCUCCCGACAUGCGUAUCUUUUCCAAAUAGGAAAUGACACUUCUUUUUUUUUGUGUCGUCAUAUCAUGAUUUCAGAUGUGACAGAUGAAAAAGAGAAAUAUGCAACUUUUCAAAUACAAAUGUCUCCUUCAUUAUAUCUUAGUUUAAAGUGAUUUUAGGAGACGUCGAUUUGAAAUGAGUCGUCGUAAAUGGAAAUCUACGAUAUCGAAGCACAUUAAAUGACCUGAAUCAUCUAUUUUUGUGUGUCUUAGGCGGAGGGACGGGAUGCAAAGUUGAGAUUAAACUCUUUCAGUUGUAUGUUCGAGCUAUGCCUGCUGAACAAUGUGACAUCACUACAGAAUCAAUAUUAAUACGAUGUAUUUACUGUAAGUGCAUUCUAAGUAUUAAAACAACGUACACAAUUCAGUCGGUUACGAACAGCCUAUUCUAAUACGUUUCUAUGACAGCUUUAUUGCAUUCAGCUCACUCUGAAGUGUUUCAUAGAACUUCAUUCACUAGUCUUAUCAAUGCCUUGAUCUUUGUGCCGUGGAACUAGUCUGUCCAUCAAUUUAGCAUCAAUAUACCGGGAUCAGAUUUAUUUAGUUGAGAUGUUCGAUUUUAGUUGGAAUCAUUUUGCAGCUACUGCACUUCACCAUGUUCUUUUCUCCAUUGUUUGAGUUUUUGGUCAUUGUUACUUACAUGGAUUUGUGCUGGGUUAUUGAUAUGUUCAUGUACAGUGUAGGAUAUCGGUUUGUGUGUGUGUGUGUAAAAAAACAACCCAUGAAUCUAUCAAAUCAACAGCAUAGUCUUUAUCAUUGUCCAGCUAGAGAAUGUUGCCUUAUGUAUUUAUAUUUUCAAAGUAAAACUGACAGGAUCACAUUUGAGUUGAUGUAAAUGGUUCCACAUGUUAAUUUAAUUCUAUCUCUGACAGUCUCAAUAAAUCUGAUUAACUACAUGA